GGCUGUCGCAGGUGUCGGGAGGAGAGCGCUGCUCCUUCUGAAUCAGAACGCACUGAGUUAUCUCCGGGCUCUCUGCAUCAUUCCUCCUCUCCCGUAACCUGUUUUUUCCUGUCCUUUUAACUCACUGAUGCUGUCGUCCGUCAGAAUUGAAGCUGUUACGCCAUCGGGAACAUGAGACGGGUGACAUGAGUGAGUGAAUCAGCCCGGAGGAGGCUGGGGAAGGAAGCUCGCAGCUCCAGCUCAGCCAUCAGCAGAAAUGGGACGGGACGUGCCGAGCUCGGCGCUGACCCGGCUCAGGGAAGGGGCCGGGGCGACGCUUUGCAUCGUUCCUCAGGAAUGCCUUGGCCCGUGGAUACUGUGACUUCAAAACCGGUAAUCCAGUUUCAAGGAAGCCAAGGGCACAUUGCGAUUCCCAGGCCGGACCGCCCGGCCGAAGUGCGGACCUUCACGUUCUAUCUUUCCAACAUUGGCAAGGACAGCCCCCAGGGCAGCUUUGACUGUAUCCAGCAGUACGUAUCCAGCAAUGGCAACAUCCAGCUGGACUGCCUGGGGAGCAUACAGGAUAAGAUCACGGUGUGCGCCACGGACGACUCGUACCAGAAGGCGAGGCAGAGCAUGGCGCAGGCGGAGGAGGAGACGCGCAGCCGGAGCGCCAUUGUCAUUAAGCCUGGGGGCAGAUACGUAGGCAAGAAGGUGCAGGUGCGUAAACCUGCUCCAGGAGCUUCCGAUGCUGUUCCCUCCAGGAAGCGCCCAACGCCGGUCAACCUUGCCAGUGCAAUAAAGAGAGGCAACAGCGCGAUUUCCCAGAGACCCUUCAAAGACAGGGUUGUGCACUUACUGGCACUGAAGCCUUAUAAGAAACCGGAGCUUAUUCUCAGAUUGCAGAAGGAUGGACUCUCUCAGCAGGACAAGGAUUUGCUGGACAACCUUCUGCAGCAGGUGGCAAAUCUGAGUGCCAAGGACAGCACUUUCACACUGAAGGACUCUGUCUACAAAGAGGUGCAGAAGGACUGGCCUGGAUACUCCGAGGGAGACCAGCAGCUGCUGAAGAGGAUUCUUGUCCGGAAACUCUGCCAGCCCCAGAACAGCAGCGGGUUUCAAGGAGAAGCUCCCUCCCUGAGUCCACCGAAGGACACCGCCAACUCCAGCUCUCCUCCGCAGAAACGCUCCCAGCCGCUGGAGUUCAUCGAUCCCCUGGCCAACAAGAAGCCCCGGAUCUCGCAUCUGGCUCACCGAGCUCAGCCCACCUUCAACGGGAAGCUGAACGCCAACGGGAAGGACGUCCCCGUCCCCGUCCCUGCCCCCGUCCCCGUCCCCGCUGCUGCGCUGCCGCCGGCGCUGCCGGAGUCGGUGAGCUCCAGCUCCAGCUCCAGCCUCCCGGAGCUGCCCCGGCCCCACGACCCGCUGGCCGACGUCAGCAACGACCUGAGCCACAACGGCAGAGACUGCGAGGGCACGGAGCCGGCCGACAGGCUGAGCCUCCCCGCGCCCACAGACUGUCCGCAGACGAGCAAGCACAAUUGCGGCUCGUACGUAAAAAGCAAGAAAAAAUCCAAAAAGCACAAAGACAAGGAGAAAGAGAGGAAGGAGAAGAAAAGCGAAGAGAGAUGCAAAGAGGAGAAGCAGGACUGUGAAGUAAUAAAAAAUGCUGACUUAGGUAGCGUGCCGCAGGACGUGCCAGGUUUGAAUGGGACAUGCAAUAACUCUAGCGUACCUACGUCAACUUCGGACAUGCCGGAUUAUUUAUUAAAAUACGCGGCCAUUUCCUCUUCGGAGCAGCGUCAGAGUUACAAAAACGACUUCAACGCGGAGUACAACGAGUACAGGGACUUGCACGCCCGGAUAGAGAGGAUAACGCGGCGAUUCACGCAGUUAGACUCCAAGCUGAAGCAGCUCUUGCAGGGCUCUGAAGAAUACAAGACCAUCCACGAUCAAAUCUUACAGGAAUAUCGGAAAAUUAAAAAGACCAACCCCAACUACAGCCAAGAGAAGAACCGCUGCGAAUACCUCCACAACAAACUGGCCCACAUCAAAAAACUGAUCGCAGAGUACGACCAGCAGCAGUUCUAGCCGGCGGGACGGGGGCUGGGGGGGCAGAGCCGCCCGGACGCUGUGUUCCCUUCGUACGACUCGGUCCCGUUCGGAGACGAGCAUUCAUUCAUUCUUCGUGGCUGAAGAACUUGGGGAUUCCUGGCGGGGGGGGGGGCACGGCCCGCUCCGGUUUUGGCCUCUCUGAACGCCGGCAUGCAACCAACGAAACCUGCUUCUAUCGAGACACUUAAGGGGAAAAAAAAAAGAAAAAAUUGCCUAAAGUGACCGAAGCUCCCAAAGGCUGAGAAUCAGUUCUCAUGGAUUAAAGUUUGGCAUGAAGUGUAA
This is a messenger RNA of Numida meleagris (helmeted guineafowl), 2376 nucleotides long. RefSeq names its product elongation factor for RNA polymerase II (gene ELL). The coding region runs from base 337 to 2070 and encodes 577 amino acids. Gene Ontology annotation, biological process: transcription elongation by RNA polymerase II; snRNA transcription by RNA polymerase II; positive regulation of transcription elongation by RNA polymerase II. Gene Ontology annotation, molecular function: cis-regulatory region sequence-specific DNA binding. Gene Ontology annotation, cellular component: transcription elongation factor complex. The transcript has 12 exons. NCBI's taxonomy places the organism in Eukaryota, Metazoa, Chordata, Aves, Galliformes, Numididae. The record is from RefSeq and is a predicted model, not a curated record.